Aspergillus pseudoviridinutans is the source of this 654-nucleotide messenger RNA. Its product is annotated as GNAT family N-acetyltransferase. Gene Ontology annotation, molecular function: acyltransferase activity, transferring groups other than amino-acyl groups. The coding region runs from base 1 to 654 and encodes 217 amino acids. NCBI's taxonomy places the organism in Eukaryota, Fungi, Ascomycota, Eurotiomycetes, Eurotiales, Aspergillaceae. The transcript has 2 exons. The record is from RefSeq and is a predicted model, not a curated record.
AUGGCUCUCCUACCUCAGCAGAGCGUCCGAGUAUCUAUCCCAGAACCGCUCCCACCCAUCAUCACUCCUAAAUUGUAUCUUCGACCUCUGGCCGACUCUGAUGCAGAGGGCUUAUUCGCGAUCCGGUCAAGACCUGAAGUUGCCAGAACAAACUACCCCAAAACACCUCAUCGAACGGUCCAAGAAACACGAGAAUGGAUGGCCACCAAGAUCUUCAAGGAGGGCCCUGAGAGUGUCCUCGGUCGUCGUUUUACUUACGUGCUCAUUGAACGUGAACAAUGGGAGGAUGAGUCUCAACCACCACCCGCCGACAAACAGGUGAUUGGUUACAUGGGUAUCAAUCAAAUAUAUCCCAGCCCUGAGAUUGGAUAUUCUAUUCAUCCUGAUUACUGGGGCAAGGGGUAUGCGACAGAAGCUUUGGACGGACUCUUAAAGGCCUGGUGGAAGUUACCUCGUCAGCCUCAGUUGAAUUCAACAGAAGACGGGAGCGAACCGACCGAAAAAGUCUUUGCCUUUUGCGACAAGAUUAACGCAGGCUCGAGCAAGGUAUUGAGCAAAUGCGGAUUCAGGGUGAUUAAGCAGGUGGAAUAUGAUACGGAUGAAUUGUGGCUGUGGGAGUUAGAAAGACCAGUACUUGGGCACACAUGUCCAUGA